AUGGAUCACCACCACGGCGGCGGCCCCCUAGACCUGGCCUCUUCCAAGGCGGCCGGCGGCGGUCCCUGGAUCCUGCCUAAGCCGAUGGAGGUGGUGGCGUCCCCCGAAGGAGAAGAGGCAGCAGCCGUCACCUCCGUCACCGCCGCUGCCGCCCGCCGAGAACGCGAACGGUCCUCGCCGACGACGGAGGAGACCAGCAAGCGGCGGAGGGCGGGUGGACCGAAGGCGCGCACCGGCUGUGCCACCUGCAAGACGCGCCACGUCAAGUGCGACGAGCGCAAGCCCACGUGCUUCCGCUGCGAGAAGGUCGGCGUCGCCUGCGAGGGCUACGUCGAGCGCGUCGACAGGCGGCGGCGGAGGCAGACCCAGAACGUCGUGCGCCGGACGACGCCGCUGCUCAUCGCCCCUCGGUCCAGGUCGACGCCGUCCGAGGAGGAGGCCAAGCAGACCGACGAGUGUAGCUCGGAACAACACGCCGUCGUCGCCGUCGUGGCCCCGUCGCCUCAAACUACUCAGACUCGGACACAGACUAAGACUCCAUAUCCCACUCAGACCCAGACCCAGACCCAAACCCACACCCAGGUUCAGAUUCAUGCCCAGGUUCAUGCCCAGAUCCCGAGGUCCGUCUCCAUCCUGCCCGAGAUCUACCGCAAAGACGGCAUCUACUUCGACUACUUCCGCCACCAGGUCUCCACCAACCUGGCCGGCUACUACACGAGCCCGAACUGGUCCUACCUGGUCGUCGGCGAGGGCCUGCAGGACGACUGUAUCCACCACUCCAUCCUUGCCGUCGGCGCCCUCAUCCGCGCCUCGCCCCAGGAGGACGCGAAUAAUCCAGGUGGCGGCUUGCCACCACCCCGGAAGAAGCUGCUGACGGACGGCUACGGCGUGACGGCGCAUCGCGAGGUUGCCCUGCGGCAUCACGUCAAGGCGGUCAAGUCUCUAAGAGAACGGAUGGAGCUGAUCACGGCGUCGUCGCCAACGACGGUCGUCGUCACGACCCUGCUGCUCGUCGUCUACGAGCUGCUCCAGGGGGAGCCCAAAACGGCCGAGCUCCUCCUCAACUCGUGCCUGGGCGUGCUCAAGGACUGCAUCACCAUGUUCGAGAGCGGCGGCGGCGGCGGCUCGGGCGCCGUGGAAACAACAACAACAAGGCAACACCCUCGGGACUCCGAGUUCGACGACAUGGAGCACGUGCUGCCCUGCAUCGCGGCCAUGAGCCAUCUCUCCCAGUCUCUCCAGCCGCUCAGACGGCACACUCACCCCUUCAGGAUCGACCCGGGCCCCGACCUGCACGACCCGGAGCACGACUCCAUCUCGAGGUUCUUCAUCUCGUGGGGCCGCUUCUUCACCUUUGGCGUCGGCUUCGUCGGCAACUCGGCCGAUUUCGCGUCAACCGAGGGCGGCGGCGGCGUCGGCGGCGACAUCACCACUCUCGACGCCCUCCGCCACCGCCUCACCACCCACCAGCAGACGUUGCUCGCGCGCCUACGGCGGUGGAGGGCCGUCAUCCAGUACUACGCCCAGAGCCCGCGGGUCGAUGCUGGCACCAAGAAGGGCCUGCGCAUCGUGCAGAUCCACUGGCUGCUGCUGCACAUCACGCUCACCUGCUGCCUCGACCCGACCGAGGUCGCCUACGACGCCUUCGGCGCCGAGUUCCGCGACCUCACCGUUCAGUGCGUCGACCUGUACCGCGACUGCGUGUCCCAGCCGCGCCCGACCUCCGUCCUGCUGGGCCAGGGCCUCAUCCUGCCCCUCUGCACCGUCGUGCGCGCCUGCAGGGACCACGACGUCCGCAUGACGGCGCUCCAGGCCCUUCGCGAGAUCCCGUCGUCCAUGGUCUCCUGGGACGUCGUGUCGGCCAUGGACGGCAUCCUGGGCGCCCUGCUACUCGAGGAGACGGGCCGGCGCGCGGACGGGUUCGUGCCGCCUGAGUCGAGGUGGUUCUGGCUGGAGGACGUGCCCGUGGCACAAGAGACGGGAACGGGGACGGGACCGGCACACAGCAGCAGGCUUAAGGUGUACCAGAGGCUGUCGCCGGACUACAACGGCAAGGCCGUCCUCACGAAGCUGCGUACCACGUCUGACAUGCAGUCCAGGAUCUGUAAGACGGCGGGGUGUAAUAAGGAGCACGUUCUGGAUUCAGUUGUCGUAGAAGACUUGUGA
This is a messenger RNA of Colletotrichum destructivum, 2166 nucleotides long. RefSeq names its product Putative zn(2)Cys(6) fungal-type DNA-binding domain, fungal transcription factor. Gene Ontology annotation, biological process: regulation of DNA-templated transcription. The transcript has a single exon. Bases 1 to 2166 code for a protein of 721 amino acids. The record is from RefSeq and is a predicted model, not a curated record. Gene Ontology annotation, molecular function: zinc ion binding; DNA-binding transcription factor activity, RNA polymerase II-specific. Lineage: Eukaryota; Fungi; Ascomycota; Sordariomycetes; Glomerellales; Glomerellaceae.